CCUGGCCUGUGACGCACCAAGAUGGCGGCGCCCACGAACUAAGCCGGGAGAGAAUGUCGCUGGUGUUGUUCAGGGGAGUCUCGGCGGCGGGGGCUGCCGCGCUGCGCGGAUGGAGCUGCCUCGGCUCGCACGUGGCAGCGGCGGGUCGGGGAUCACUGCGUAAGGAGCUCGGGGUUGAGUAAUUCGGAGCGCGCGCAGCUGGUCCCGUGUACACUGCCUCUGCUUCGGAUUAGAUACGGGCCUCCCCCUACCUGGCACCUUGGGGUGCAGCUCCCAUUCAGUCCCAGACAGCACAGCCGGGCGGAGCUCAAGGGAACGCGGCCACGCUGUUUGGGGGGUUAGCGGGAAUUUCAGUGCAGAACAUCGGGAAGGCACCAGGUUGGGGGAAAUGGAUUCACCCCGUCCCCGUCUCUGCAAGUGACAGAAAGGCCCCUUUCCACAGGGUGCCUUCCAAACUGCUUGCAAAAGUCACAUGCAUCUCAUCAAAAUAGAAUUAAAGGGGGACCCGGGUGGCCUCUUUGUCCAAGAGCAUGGAUAUGAUUGGGAGUCAAUCUGCUUUAAGGCACCUGGGGAGGUGGCUAAAACGCACUGAAGACCCAUAGACGAACGCAUCUAUGCGUGUUCUUUGUUGGAGCAGAAGGCAGGACAUGGGGAGGGGGUUGACCUGGUAAUUACCUUGCAGUGUGGCAGACACCUUCCACCAUCCCACUUAUUUGUUUAUUUUAUUAUUACAUUUAUAUUCCACCUUUUCCCAAGGAGCUAAAGGUGCUGUACACACCUUUUGCCCCUCUCCAUUUUAUCCUCAUAAGAACCCUGUGAAGUAGACAUAAUGACUGGCCCAAGGUCACCUAGUAGGCUUCAUGACUGAGUGGGAAUUUGAACACUGGUCUCCCAGGUCCUAGUCUGACACUAACCACUGUGCCACGCUGGCAUCUGGUGGAUGGAGAUGGAGCUUCCCAGCAGUGAGGGCUGCUUUGGUGUCUCUGUAGCUCUGUCACGGGUUCUUGCAUCACUUGUCAUCUUCCAUGUGCCAAGGCCUCUCACUCCAUCUCUCUCCUCACCUAUUAAAUGCAACAUCAAGCUCACAACCAAGGAGGCAGUAGAGUGGGCUGUUUCCUCCGUUUCUGGUCUUAAUGCACUAAAUUAUCUUGAUUACGGCCUUGGAUUGUGAAAAGAAUAUGGUGACUAAAAAGUUGCUGUUGUAUGUCAAAAGAACUUGUUUACAUGUCCCUUGCAUUGGUAGCCAUUUCCUCUUUCCCUGUAGUGGAACCUCUACUUGAACUGGAAACUGCAUGACACUACUGAACUUAGAAUAGAAAAGAAUAUGCAAAGGAUUUUGCUGUUAGAGAUCUUCCCUCGCCCAAUGCCCAAAAUGUGACUUUCGGUCACAUCUAACAACCUGAGCAAUUGCAGCAGCCUUGUUGGGGGUGAAGGCAGAGCAGCUUACUCUUUCUCUGCUCAUGCAUUGCCCACAUUUAUUGGCCGUGGGGCAGAAAACAGAAUGCUUUCUUCAAAUAUGAAAUGUUCCGUCUACUUAUGAGCCUAAAAAUUGCUUCUCCACAGGCUGUUCUCUAGACUGGAAGAGCUGUUUUAUCUCCCCAAAAACCAAGAGAGAGAAGUGAUGUGCCUAAUUACUUCCAAGGAGCAAAAUGUUAAUGUGCUGUUGUGUUAUUGUAUUGCACUGAUGUGGCUCAAGUGUAACCCCUGCUGCUUUUCUGUCCUUUUAGAUAAGAGCCCCCUCCUUCAAACAGCCAGGGAUUAUGCCAGGCCUGUCCGUAGAAAAAAGCAAGGUUUGUAUUACAUUCUCAUUGUUGUAAGCAGUUGGUCUGCUAAGGCUGUCACCUGAACUGUUUGAGAUUCCAGUUUCAUGACUGUACUGGAUAUUAUGGGUCUGAGUCUCUGUCUCUUACACCAUUUCCUAAUCCAUUGAAAUGGAAAAUAAAAUUGCUUAGAUUUUUUUUUACAAUUAAGCAGCACACAAGUUCUGUUAAAUAAAAAAGGGUGAUUGGACAUGUUAAGAUACACCACUUGCUACAUGUUCUGUUGGCCCAGGUGAACCAACUUCCUGCUGGCUUGUGGGUCACCAUGUUUUGCAACUGGAGUCCCUCUUUAGCUUCCACAAUGUACUUCCCUCUCUUUACCUACUGAGAGAUGCCAAGAGCUUCUCUUUUAGACAUCAGCUCAUGUGUUCCCACCAAUACUUGGCUGACUACUGUUAGAAAAAAGUAUUCUGUACUAGAGAGAACUAGCAAGGCAGCUGCUGUGCUCUUAUUGCUGUGUUGCUGUUGUUGCAGAAAUCCCCAGCCAUUUGGAUGAUCUGCCUCCCACAAUGCUGAAGAAACCUUAUGCCAACAUCCCAGUUAUAGACAAGUAAGGUUUGCGAGGACCAGGGAAGGACUGUGAGUUUCAUGAAAAGGGGCUUCAUGGAGGAAACAGCAAGUCUGCCACAUUGGGCUGCCCUUUAGGGGCCCCCAAAAUGCAACCACUUAAGCCUCAUUUUAGUGACUGGGGUCUUCAGAUGAUGGGGGAGGUCCUAAAUUAGUGAUCCUAUAACUUACAUUUAAUACUGGAUAUCUAACAUGGCUCCCUUGAUUUCUAAUCUCUCAAAGCUGUUCCCCAAAUGUUAAGCAAUUCGGGGACAAGUAAUCAAAGGACUCUCUGUUUUCCUGCAGGGUAGAUGAUGUUGUGAGAAGGUUGCUGUCUCUGGAAAUGGCAAGCCAGGUCAGUGUUCUCCUACAUGGGUAAAUUAGGAUUGGGGGCAAGUCUUCCUUCAUUCCCCCACUCUUCCAUGCUUUACCAUUAAAAAAGCCAUAAAAACAGAAUUUCUGCCUUUUCUGUAGGCAGGCAGGUUUGCUGUUGGCAUUGUAAGCAAACAAUGGCCUGCCAUUCCUGCAUAGUGGAGUAGGGUUGAGUGACUAUUAGUCAUCUAGUUGUAUGAGUAUCUAGUUGUAUUAAUUUUGUCUUCCCCUUCUGCAUGCAGAAGGAGAAAGUGAAAAUCAAGAAACAGCAGCUAGCAGACCAGGUCCGGAAGUCCCCAACUGACACUAGCUCCUUAGAGGUCCAAGGUAAGCAGAAAAAUAUGUCCCAAGAGAAAAGCUGCUGCCUCCUGUUUCCAUUUGGCUGGAGCCAAAUGGAGCUGGUCUCUCAGCAGAGCAGGUGGAGUGGUCAUGAUUCUCUUUUUGCCCUAUACCAAGGUGGAGAACCUACAGACACUGAAGUGUUCUUGGACCAUUGAGCAUGCUGGCUGGGACUAAUGAGAGUUGCAGUCCAACAACACCUGGAAGGCCAACAGUGUUCUCAACCUCUGCCAUAUAUCUACUACCAAAGUCCACGCAAGGAUUUUGAAGUAGCCAGAGGGAAGACCCUUAGAUCUUCCAGCUAUAUAACAUCAAACUGUCAUUAGUCAAGUGCAAGCUCUAGAAUAAUGGAAGCACAUCCAGCAGCCAGCUCUAAGUGGUCAGUUCCCUGUGUUUGCUUGCUGGCUGGCAAUGUCUAUGCGCAGUUUUUAAAGCAGGAAUUCAGAAACAUUCAACAUUGGAAUAGGCACUUUGUCUCUGGCCUUUCUGCAGUGACUUUCUUUUGCUCUUGCAGUUGCCUUCUUGACAGCCAAGAUCCGCACGCUCCAGGAACAUCUGCAUAUGCACACCAAGGUAACCGUCUUUGAUGCAAGCACAAUAUAUGCUGUAUUCGGAGCCAGCUGAUAAUUUGUAUUUCAGGGUGGAGCUACUGUUGAGUGCCAACUGCUACAGCCAUUGUUCAGAUACAAAGCAAUGUCAGUAUGUCUUUCAAAGUUGGAUCUUGCGCAGCACUGAUUACAUAAGAUGUCAGAACCAAAAUAUAAAUGCAUUUUACAAAAUAAAACAGUUAAUAUCCGUAGCGGUAAAUACAAAACAGUGCGGCAAAACUUUAUAGUCCAGGGAAAGCCUGCAUAAAAGGUGCUCCUUUUCCCACCUCCUAAAUUGCAGAGGGUGUUCCAGAGAUUGGGUGCCAUCACUAAGAAGGCCCGCUUCAUAGGUGCCUUAGAUGCAUAGAUUCAUUUGACUGAACUCGGUAGACCUAGCAAGGCCUCCUUAAGAUCUUAUGAUUGGUUGGAGAUGUACAAAUGUAUAAAAGAAGAUAGUUUGCAAGGUAUCCUGGUCCCAAGUAGUUUAGGGCUUUAUAUGCCAGCAGGAGAGCAAGAGAGGCUGCUCCAUUUGGACUGUUGCGUCCAUUUAGACUGUUGUAUAUACCACCAGCUGGAUCCUCACAAUUACUUAUAUGCUGAUACUUCGUGUGAUCAGCCACCUUGGAAAGAUGUCCUGAGAUCUGGGAUAUAAACAAUUAAUAGUAGUAGUGGUAACUAGCAACAAGUAACCCUUGUCCCCAGGACACAGUCAACCGUCGCCAGAUGUUGAUAGCCAUAGACCGGCGGAAUAUGCUGCUGAAGUACCUGCGCAACACCAAGUACGACGUCUUUGAGAAGACAUGCAAGGUGCUGGACAUCAAGUACGAGUUUCCCCCACUGUACUGCCGGAGAGCCACCCGGCGCUGGAUCGCCAAGAAAGCCUUGUGCAACAAGGUACAGCCACCAUGGCAUGUUGCUACCCAGGCAUUUGGAAGCAGAGCUCCUCUUCUGUAACAGAUGAGCUUCGGAGGGGCCUGGUGCUGCUUUGUGCUCUUUGUGCUCCCAUCAACUGGGAGACAUCUGGAGGGCACUGGGUUUGGGAAGGCUUUCUUAAAGCAAUAUUACUCUUGUUAAAUUGCCAGGCAGGCCAGCAAAACCUCCACCCUCCUCAAUGGAGCUUACCUUUGUUUUGUAUUUCGCAUGACCAGUAGUGUUGGGGGCACAUACUGGGUAGGACUGAGGGUGUAAGCAGCCACCCUGAGCAGCACCAAAUAGCAGGAGUGCAGUGCUAGAAUUCUGUAAGAAAUAGGAGGUUCUGCCUUGUGCCAAGUCAGACUCUUGGGCCAUCUAGCUAAGUAUUGUCUCCAGUCACUGACUGGCAGCAGCUUUCCAGGGUUUCAGCAGGAGACUUUGCCAGCCCUAUCUGGAGGUUCCACAGAUUGAACCUAUGUGUAAAGCAAGUGCUGUGUCACUGAGCCAUGGCUUUUCCCAUGGAGUAAUAAAUAUAAACAUAGUAAAUGCCCAUUGUCAGCUGGUAUGGGGAUUAGACCACUCCCAAUAGAACUCUGGGAUUUUGUAGUCUUGGUCUGUGCUACUGACUGCCUAACUGCCUCCCGCCUCCCUUCUUACCAUUAACCCUCUAGGUCUACCAAGAGGCACAGAAGCUGAAAGCCCCGCAGAGACUGAAGCAGCGACAAGAGUGGCUAGAGAGAACCAGGGCCAGAGAAGCAGAGAAGCAAGCAUCGCCAACUGAAGGCAGCCCAGUCUAAGCAAAACCUGCCCUAUGUUUGGGAGGGGGCUCAUACUGAGCAACAUCUUCUGAAGCUGGUAGACAAUAAAUAGUUUAACCACCACUGUUUCCUCUGCCUUGGGUGCAUAUGAAAGUCUGUGUAUAUAGAGUCCUCUGCGCAAUGAUGAUGGC
Podarcis lilfordi (Lilford's wall lizard) is the source of this 5525-nucleotide messenger RNA. The record is from the annotation of a GenBank genome assembly. NCBI's taxonomy places the organism in Eukaryota, Metazoa, Chordata, Lepidosauria, Squamata, Lacertidae.